AACAGAGAUUUCUCCCCUCCAGCUGUGCACCUAUGGCGUAAGUAGUAUAUAGCACGGGCAGGCAGGCGGAACGUUUCGUCCUCGUUUCGUUUCUUUGGCAGCAGCAGGAAGCUUAAGCAAAAGUGUGCUGUGUUGUGCUGUGCUGUGGGUGUGGGCUUUGAUGUGAGCUGGUUUGUUUUUGGUUUUGGUUUCUUUCUCUCGUACUACCUUGCGUACGCGCGACAUGGCCGGUAGCGAGCAGCGGCAGGUGGUCAAGGCGGCGACGGCGGCCGGAAAUGGCAGCAGGUUUGCGGUGACGUGUGGCCUGCUGCGGCAGUACAUGAAGGAGCGUGGCGCCGGGAGCAGCGGCGGAGGCGGCAGAUUCUUGCCGGCGGUGACCAUGAGCCUCAUGGCUACUGCUGGAGCUGACGCCGGCGCCGUUGGUGUGGCGGCGGCGGUGGAGGAGGAGGAGGCGCCGGAGGAGAUCAAGACCAUGGAGCUCUUCCCUCAGCAGGCCGGGAUCAAAGACUCGCGGGAAAGGAACGAGACUGAGAAGGCGCAACUGAGUCAGCUGACCAUCUUCUACGGCGGGAGUGUGGUGGUGUUCGACGACUUCCCCGCCGAGAAGGCCGACGAGCUGAUGAAGUUCGCGGGCUCCCGCGACACGGCGCCCGUCUCAGACGACGACGCCGGCGCCGCCGCGGCGGCUCGCCAUCUUUCGCCGGGGCAGCCUUGCCUACCAGACAUGCCCAUCGCGAGGAAGGUGUCGCUGCAGAGGUUCCUGGAGAAGAGGAAGAACAGGCUCGCCGCGUCGGAGCAGCCGCCAUCCCCGGUGGCCUCGUCGUCGUCGCCGGAGCCGGAGAAGAAGGAGGAGUCGAGCAAGCGUGCCAAGAAAGACGAUGGCGCGUCGUGGCUCAAGGUGAACCCCACUCUCAGCCUGUGAUCGAGCCGGAGAAGAAGCUGAAGAUAGCUGGAGAUCAAGAAGAAAAUUAAAUUACUGCAGGCUUGAUUAAUUACUGCUACUGGGUUACUAUUUUCCACGUGUCUGUGUGGAACUGUGCGUGUGUGUUGAUCAUUUUUCCCCUCCAUUUCUACUAUUUUGCAACAGUUGCUGGUUGCUUCCGGGGAAUUACUAGCUAGGGUAGCUACGACUGGUUAAACCACUCUGUCAGCCUAUCUGUUUGUUUGAGAAUUCUUUGGUUAUUUGAAGAAUUCUUUCAUGCUGAUCUUGCAUGUAAAGAUCCAUGCAAGCACACGGAUUGAUGCUUGUCGGAUCUAUGGCUUGUAAAUCCGAAUAAAAUGGCUAACAAAGGUAGUG
Oryza brachyantha (malo sina) is the source of this 1297-nucleotide messenger RNA. RefSeq names its product protein TIFY 11c-like. Lineage: Eukaryota; Viridiplantae; Streptophyta; Magnoliopsida; Poales; Poaceae. Bases 224 to 922 code for a protein of 232 amino acids. Gene Ontology annotation, cellular component: nucleus. Gene Ontology annotation, biological process: regulation of defense response; regulation of jasmonic acid mediated signaling pathway; response to wounding. The record is from RefSeq and is a predicted model, not a curated record. The transcript is spliced from 3 exons.